AUGGCGAACACAACACCAGAGUACUACAUCCCUUCGACAUGGGAUAUUCCACCCAACGGACCGAUAGCAUUGGGAAGCGUCAUCACGUCGCUCAAGAAGCCGCAGCGCCGGCUGACCCUCUGCACACCCAAUGGAGAUGAUGUUCUGCCGUCCAGCAAGUUUUCGGUCGAAGUCUCGAAAGAAAGAUUGAGAUCUGGUGGUUUCUCCAUCUUGACAACGUUCUUGAGCGGAUUGCUGGGUUUGGGCGUUGAUGUUGGCGCAGACUGGAAAAAUAGUGAUGAGAGAGCUUUCAAAUUCGAUCGCAUGGACACCACCACCUUUAUUCCAACAGAAGAUUACGUGAAACGCUGCAUCGACAAUGCCGGUGUGCGCCUGUUCCUGGAAACGUGUCGUUAUCGCAAACCAGUGUACAUCAUCACAGGUGUCAAGGUGGUGAGCGGUGCGCAGGGGGCCACAACCUCUUCACGCGCAGUAGAGGGCGUCGUUGGGGCGCAGGUCGAUGGAACGGUUCUGAGUGGGGGAAUGGCGCCUGUCGGCGGAGGGCCUGAGGUCAGAGGUGGGAAAGUGACCAAGAACGCUUUGUCUUGGGAGGGCAGUACUGAUUUCGUGUUUGCAUUCAAAGUAAGUGAAGUUCGCGUAAGCAAGUCAGGCGAAGUAAGGCGUGAACGCGACUACACAAAAGGUGCGCUGUACGAAGACAGACCCACGAAGGACGUGGCUGGUCCGCUUUCGAUCGUGGAGAUGCCACCUCCCGAGUCUCAGCACGGCUACAAGGCUGAGGCCGUGCAGGAAGAUGACGAUGUAGUCACAUAUGGUAUCCCUGUAUUGGAUGAUGAAUGA
Messenger RNA from Alternaria arborescens, 840 nucleotides. RefSeq lists its product as hypothetical. Bases 1 to 840 code for a protein of 279 amino acids. The transcript is spliced from 2 exons. The record is from RefSeq and is a predicted model, not a curated record. Lineage: Eukaryota; Fungi; Ascomycota; Dothideomycetes; Pleosporales; Pleosporaceae.